AUGGAGGACAUGGGAGCCCAUUGGGAGGGGUUUUCUGAUCCCCACUCUACCGUUUCUCACUUCUUGGUCAAGGUUGGAACCUGCCCUGGAUGCGAGGACACAGUAGCGGAAUUUGAUACAGGUGCAAGCACAGAUGUAGUCUUCCAUCACAUUAUGUUCGCUGAGGGUGUCAGGUAUUACGUGACAGUGACAGCUUGUAACAUGGCGGGACUGUGCAGCAGCGCAACAUCUGAUGGUGUUAUCCUGGAUGAAAGUCCUCCUGUCCCUGGCAGCGUCAUGGACGGCACACAAGACCGAGACUCCCAGUACCAGGCAUCCAGGACGUUCCUGGGCUGCAAGUGGCAUGGGUUCCAGGACACAGAGUCAGGUCUGGACCACUAUGAGUGGCAGGUGGGGACCACACCAGGAGACAAUGACAUUCUCUCAUCACAGCAUGCUGCCCUUAAAGAGGUGGCAUUCCUCACACUGAACGAAAGUCAGAUGCUACCCAUCGGAAACAAGAUGUAUAUAACAGUUACAGCGUUCAACAGAGCAGGAGUGUUCACCACAUCAACAUCAAAUGGCUUCAUCAUUGACAACAGCGCACCUGAAGUUGUGAAGACCCCUGCUAUUGUGGAAGGACAGGGGGUCCUUGGUUGCCAUGACGCUGAUCAGUCGGUCCACUGUGAAGGUCAGCUGGGAGGUGAAGGACGAGGAGUCUUUCAUAGAGAAGCAGUACAUCUCAAUCUCCUCUCAUCAGCUAGGGGAGUUUAA
This is a messenger RNA of Haliotis rubra (blacklip abalone), 753 nucleotides long. RefSeq lists its product as uncharacterized. Gene Ontology annotation, molecular function: protein binding. Lineage: Eukaryota; Metazoa; Mollusca; Gastropoda; Lepetellida; Haliotidae. The transcript is spliced from 4 exons. The record is from RefSeq and is a predicted model, not a curated record. The coding region runs from base 1 to 753 and encodes 250 amino acids.